GGCGGAGCUUGCCAGGACUGAAAAGCGAGGCGCAGACGGCUCGUCGUGUCCGUCUCCACUUGGACAAGCGGCUCUUUUAAAAUGGCAGCGACAGCCGAGGACGACUGGGAACCGGCCGACGUCCCGCCGCUCUCGGUCCAGCAGGGACACCACCACAACAGCAACAACAACAACAAUAACAAUAACAAGGACACGGACGCGGGGGAGAGCGCGGCGACCGCUACCACCAGUGCGACCGAACCCAGCGGGACAGUGUCGCAUAGCAUUGGUAACGGCUCGGUCAUUAACCCCACUGGAGGGACGAACGGGAAGUGGGUUCGGUUGAACGUCGGCGGCACCGUGUUCCUGACGACCCGGCAGACACUCCUGAAAGAGCAAACUUCAUUCUUGUACCGGCUGUGCCAGCAGCAGGACCUGCACUCGGACACCGAUGAGACAGGGGCGUAUGUAAUCGACAGAGACCCCACCUACUUUGGCCCCAUCCUCAACUACCUGAGACAUGGCAAACUGGUCUACAACAAGGAACUAGCAGAAGAAGGAGUUCUAGAGGAAGCUGAGUUCUACAACAUCACACCGCUCAUCAAACUCAUCAAAGAGAGGAUCAUAGAGAGGGACUCCAAGGCCACGCAGCAGGUACCCCCGAAACAUGUGUACCGGGUGUUACAGUGCCAGGAGGAGGAGCUGACCCAGAUGGUCUCCACCAUGUCGGAUGGCUGGAAGUUUGAGCAGGUCAGCGUGCGCACCUGCAGAAAGCCCCGCACCGGACUGCUCUGGACUAUGGUGAACAUCGGCUCGUCCUACAGCUAUGGCACCGAAGACCAGGCUGAGUUCCUGUGUGUCGUCUCCAAGGAGCUGCACACACCCGGGUCUGGACUUGCUACUGAACAAAGCCACAAAACCAAGGCUGCGGAGGUGCAGGAAGAUGCAUCCAAGGAGGAGGAGGAGGAGGAGGAGGGAGGGAGAGAGACCACACCAAAUGAGAGGCUUAGAGAAUGAGGGAGGAGGGAGUGUUUCAUUUUUCCAAAAAGAGGCUGUUCCAAAUCCAUGGGUCCAGGAUGUAGAAGACUUAAUCUUUCCAAACUUACCACAACAUUGUUUACGUGUUGCACCAGAUGGACGUCGGGAACGAGAAGAGGCUGCAGCAAUAUAAAACUCAAGCGUCAUUUAUCUUAGUUGAAACCAUCAUGUGUGCUGUUUCAUUGCCAAAGGCAGCUUAGUAAUAACAACCAAAGAAGCUGAAUGUUGCUGAGUCACUCUCAUCUGGCUGACUUUGAUGUUGUGCUGUGUCUCUAAAUCUUACUUUUGUAGGACAAAUGCAUUAAUGCAGGUCAACGUUUGCACUUUCGACGCCAUUUGCUCAAUGUAAAGCGAAACGUGUCGGUGCUGCAUCAUUUGCGAGACACACAAAUUCAAAGUUUGUGAAAAUAUACAACCAGAUGGCGUCAGUGGAAGCUCAGAUAAAAAAAAAGUCAGUGCAGGCUUCAAAAUCAGGAUCCAUCAGCUCACGGAAAUAUUUGAUCAACACUAGAACAACAACGGCGGCUGUCAAAUUUUCUCAAGGUUUUCGGAAAAUUAAUCACAAAAACAAGAAUAUAAGUUCUGUUCAUUCCGGGAAGCCGUUGUCCACUUAUGACGCUAGAUGUAGCUUAAACAAUAUACAUACUGUGCUUCAGUUUUUGAAUGCACAAGUGUAAAUUUCAUGUAUCUUCGGCCUUCAUGUGAAGUUGGCCUUGCCCUGAAUAGAUCAGCAGCUACAUUUAACUGGAUUUUUCAGAGAGCCAAUUGUUUCUGGGGUGUUGGUGUACACCUGUAAAUGAUCCAAACACACUACACUGCUGCUGCUGCAAAAAAGAGAGUCAGUACCUCACCUGACUGCAUUUGAUUUGAAGUCAAGAACUUAUCUCAAGGUAAAAAAACAGACCCCUAAAGAUGCUGGGAAAUAGUUUUAAAAGUAGCAUAAUUGUGUUAGACAAUCCUCUUCAAUUUUACAGGAAGUUGGACAUUGGAAGUUUUGAGUGAGUGAGCUAAAAUAUUUCCCAUCAUAGUAGUUAAUCUGCUUAAAAAUGUGGAUGCAAACGACUGACGCAGAAAAACGCCACAUCAUCUUAUUUUCAGGAACUGUCCUUUGCAUCAUUCAGUGCCUUUUUCAAACGGUACGACUCCUGCAACAACAGUGUGCAUUGAGAUCAAGUUCAGCAUGUAGACCAUUCUCUUCCUCUUCUUUGACGAUUUGUUUCCCAAGUGGAGGUGCAGGGGCAUGUUCGGAUCAAGUGUCUGGUGAAUGCCUUCCUUUUUUGUUUUUGUACAUUUUGCUGUAAUUUAUUCUGGAGCUUUCUCUUUGGAUGCUGGUUUUCUUUUAUACCGGUGUGAUUUAUGUUGAUAAGUUUUAAUUUUUUACACAAACUUAUAUAAUCGCUGUCGGUUGUCCAUAUCACAAAAUGUUCUGGGAAAAUACAAAUCCACCUGCAUGUUCAGCGUUGUUUCCUCAUAGGCGUGUUCCAGUCGAGGACUUCAUUUUCUUCAUCCGGUUGAUCCUGUCAGAUCACUGACAUUUCCUGAGGAAUUACGUUUUUGUCUGUGAUUAUUUAUGCUAAUGACUUAUAUCUGUGAUGCUCCAGUACGUCAAAAAAAAAAUCCGUAAAACUUCUUCUUUUUUAAUAAAAUAAUGGGAGCUUCGACUGUCCUAAAAGCCUCAAUAUAUUCAAAACUUUUUAACUCAAAUAACUGCCAUUGCACGUCACAUGACUUCACAAACCGACAGCAACACUUGUGUUCGCAUUCCUUAAAGAACAUUAUGAGAGCCACACCUUCUGGUGGACAUAUUCUGUAGCUUUUGUGACAAGCACAAAAACACCGUCUCCAGAUUGAUAUAAAAGAAGCGGAACUGCCAGUAACACUCAAAUCAAGUCACUCUAAUCGGAUAAUGUAACAUAGCUGUUUUUGGAAUUUGUUUUGGUUCAACUGAGCUGUUAAUAAUGUUUUCAUUUAUCUGCCUGUUUUUUUUAUCCUUGUAAAGGAAGUCACAUUUGUCAACAAAUAAAAAAACUUUCCUUUGUAUCAUGUGUUUUGCUUCCACUGCUUGCUACAUUAAAUUAUUUCUGGCUGUAACACAUUUUAUUCUAAGUGCUCCCUCAAACUGGGAACACGGAAUGUGCUAGAGGCCACUUUGGUUUGGACUGAACUUCUGUCCCCUCAGUACAAUCUUGGAAAAUGAUAUCAUACAUAGACAGUUUGACAGAAUGACAGUUUAGAAGCACAGAGAUGAAGUGUGGCUUCCUUUCACGGCACUUGAGCUAGUUACAGUGGACACUCCAUGUCUUCCACUAUGUGUUAAUGACUGGGCUACUGAACAUUAUUUGGAAGAUGUGAUGGUUUAUUUAUUUCUUGGUUCAGUUUUGAACACUGUUAUUGACUUUGAUGCCAACAAUGUUGAGAACUGACAUCUUGAAAGUGCCAAGAAUUUAGUUUUGUUUGUUUUUCUUGUAUGUCAUUUGUAUUUGCUUGUGUCUGUGUUAUGCAGCCACAACUUUUGAAACUCAAACACGCACAAUUUUUAUGGCAAUAUUUGAGCUUCUUUGGUCUGAUCUAGGAAAUGGUAAUCAUUAGCGGCGCAUUACAUAAUCUGCAUGUAGGGAUUUACCUCCUGGUUUGUGAACUGAGCGCUCAUAAUAUUGAGCUAAAGGAUUAGUGAGAAUUUUUUUUCUGGAAAAAAAAACCAAUGAUCAUAU
Synchiropus splendidus (mandarinfish) is the source of this 3728-nucleotide messenger RNA. It is a transcript of the gene kctd17, whose product is annotated as potassium channel tetramerization domain containing 17. NCBI's taxonomy places the organism in Eukaryota, Metazoa, Chordata, Actinopteri, Syngnathiformes, Callionymidae. Gene Ontology annotation, molecular function: cullin family protein binding. The coding region runs from base 82 to 996 and encodes 304 amino acids. Gene Ontology annotation, cellular component: Cul3-RING ubiquitin ligase complex; cytoplasm. Gene Ontology annotation, biological process: proteasome-mediated ubiquitin-dependent protein catabolic process; protein homooligomerization. The transcript is spliced from 7 exons. The record is from RefSeq and is a predicted model, not a curated record.